Messenger RNA from Drosophila persimilis, 360 nucleotides. RefSeq names its product ATPase inhibitor A, mitochondrial. Gene Ontology annotation, biological process: negative regulation of ATP-dependent activity. Gene Ontology annotation, molecular function: ATPase inhibitor activity. The record is from RefSeq and is a predicted model, not a curated record. Gene Ontology annotation, cellular component: mitochondrion. Bases 31 to 288 code for a protein of 85 amino acids. The transcript is spliced from 3 exons. NCBI's taxonomy places the organism in Eukaryota, Metazoa, Arthropoda, Insecta, Diptera, Drosophilidae.
UAAUUGAUUUGACUGGUAUAUAAGAGAAACAUGUUUACACUGCGUCGUCUCAGUCAGCGCCUAUACCCAAAGCAAAUACAGCAUUUGAAAAUGUCACAGAUCGGUGAACUCGGCAGUGGUGCCGGCAAGGGCGGUGGCGGCGGGGGCUCUAUCCGCGAAGCUGGCGGAUCUUUUGGCAAAAUGGAGGCUGCCCGCGAAGAGGAGUUCUUCCACAAGCAGCAAAAAGAGCAGCUUAAGAACCUAAAGACCAAGACGGAAGUCAAGACUCCAGAUCCGGCCAAGAAAUGAGCAAUUUAAUCAACCAACUGAUUUGUAUUUAUUGAAAAUCUUUGUUAAAAAUAUAUACUAUGUAUGUUUAAA